Messenger RNA from Schistocerca piceifrons (Central American locust), 681 nucleotides. It is a transcript of the gene RpL12, whose product is annotated as 60S ribosomal protein L12. The transcript has 6 exons. Gene Ontology annotation, biological process: translation. The coding region runs from base 146 to 643 and encodes 165 amino acids. Gene Ontology annotation, molecular function: structural constituent of ribosome; large ribosomal subunit rRNA binding. Gene Ontology annotation, cellular component: cytosolic large ribosomal subunit; ribosome. Lineage: Eukaryota; Metazoa; Arthropoda; Insecta; Orthoptera; Acrididae. The record is from RefSeq and is a predicted model, not a curated record.
GGAACAUCUUUGAACGAACGUGGUCUUUCGGCUUCCGCUAGCGUGUGAAGCGCGUGUGGCUGUGCAUGUUGUAUGUUUAGUGAUCGGUUGUAAUCAAAGUAGUAAGUGCGUUGUAUUUUAUACCGUUACACGUAUUUGUAUCAAAAUGCCUCCAAAAUUUGAUCCAAAUGAAAUUAAAGUUGUGUUCUUGAGGUGCGUUGGUGGAGAAGUGGGUGCUACCUCAUCCCUUGCACCAAAAAUUGGCCCCCUCGGUCUGUCACCUAAAAAGGUUGGUGAUGACAUUGCCAAAGCAACAGCUGACUGGAAAGGCUUGAAGAUAACAGUGAAGUUAACUAUACAGAACAGGCAGGCAGCAAUUUCGGUCUGCCCAUCUGCAGCUUCUCUCAUUAUAAAGGCUUUGAAGGAGCCCCCCCGAGACAGAAAGAAGCAGAAGAAUAUAAAACACAGUGGAAAUUUGUCAUUUGAUGAAAUUGUAAAUAUUGCCAAACAAAUGAGGGACAGAUCCAUGUCGAGAAAACUUGAAGGAACGGUGAAAGAAAUCCUUGGGACUUGCCAGUCUGUGGGAUGUACUGUUGAAGGGAAACCACCACAUGAUUUAAUUGAUCAGAUAAAUGCUGGUGAAUUGGAAGUUCCAGACGAUUGAAUUGAGUCAGUGAUGGAAUAAAAUUACAUUUUCUGCUA